CAAACCGCCUUUGCAAGUGGCCCAGGGACUCGUAUCUUUACAUUGGCCAACUUCGCACGCUUCAUACCUCGAACAUUCAGCUCUUUGACUAUUCGGUACUGCUCGCACAUCAUGGCAGCGGCUGCUUCACCUCCGCCAGCCAGUUCCAAUAGGCUGCCAGACGAGGUGGUAACCUGUCUUCAGAAUGCGCGAUUUCUUCAUCUUGCAACUUGUUCGAACAACAUUCCUCACGUUUCCUUGAUGAAUUAUACCUAUCUUCCAAACACGCCGUACUCGUCAGGACCGAUCAUCAUCAUGACAACGCCCUCUUCUUCUCGUAAAACCGAUAAUCUGGAAUCCAACACCCGUGUGUCGCUUCUGGUACAUGACUGGAUUUCUCAUCGACCGCCUACCCUUAGCCAACAAGGUCGCUCGCCAUCGCCUUCCCAGCCAGGUCCACGUUCCGGCUCGUUGGCCGAGCUUUUACUCGGAAUGAACACAGCGUCACUCAGCAGAAUCAGCACCACGAUCAAUGGUGUAGCCGAGAUCAUUUCCGCUGGUUCUGAACAAGAGAGCUGGUACAGGGCGCAGCACCUUGCGAACAACACAUUUGGACCUCCCGAUGAGGAUACAUACUCCAGCUCUCCGGUUGGCGGUGGCCUGUGGGGCGGAGGUGGUAUAGCUCGCACCCAUGAAUACGGGAGCGACACAAGAGAGGGCGAUGGCGGCACUCGAUGCUAUGUAGAGGGUGACGAGGUUAAAGUCGUGGUCGUGAAGAUUCAAGACGGAAGAAUCGCAGAUUGGAAGGGCCAGGUCAGGGAUUGGGCUCUCCGAGACAUAGACGGGACACCUACAAUCAAUGGCUCGAUGCCUUGAACGCAUCAGUUGCGCAGUCCGCCAGUAUGCACGUCACACCAGCCGAGACGUAGCGACCUAAGGCGAACAAUUGCGAGUCAUGAUAUUACAUGGGUAUACUGCACGGAACUUGGAGGAAAAAAUCGUUCGUUUCUUCCUCUCUAUCGUCCAGGCAAGAAGUUGAGUGAGCAAUGUGUUCGCUAACAGCGUUUGCUGAGUUUCCAUUUUGCGUAGACUAGCCGUUUUGCCGUUAUGCAAGGGGCACUCGAAUCGGCGCAGGCCUACCUUGUAAUUUAUUCUAUUGCGUCGGUUCAGGAAGGAUUCGCAUCAAGCCCUUUCUGGUAUACGGCGGUGUGCUAUCUGCCUUUGUCUCCGUCUGCCACCAAAAAAAGGUGAGAUCCUUCCUUCACUUGCCUUGCGGUUCCUGGACUGUUAUUGGCCUUGUUCAUCUUU
Didymella exigua CBS 183.55 is the source of this 1287-nucleotide messenger RNA. RefSeq lists its product as uncharacterized. Lineage: Eukaryota; Fungi; Ascomycota; Dothideomycetes; Pleosporales; Didymellaceae. The record is from RefSeq and is a predicted model, not a curated record. The transcript has 2 exons. Gene Ontology annotation, cellular component: nucleus; cytoplasm. The coding region runs from base 112 to 855 and encodes 247 amino acids.